CACGACAGUCAAACAAACGUCCUCUUACUUUGACACUUGUUUUCUGUGUAAUCUGAUACACUUUACGUCCUUCUCUGUUGAUUAAUUGUUUCACGUCGGGGUGACACAACUGUGUGCUGCACUUUCGCUUCCGUGCCCCGUGAUUUAAUUGGCUAAACUUUAUGCCACAAUCCAACACUCCGCCUUUCUUUCUGCUCUUAUUGUGUUGCUCAACAGAAAGAGGGCCUUGUUGGAGACUGAUCUGACCAGCGGCAUACUGCAGGUCACGGGAGGACAGAGGAACAACAGGCUGCCACUGAUUUUGACAGGGAUUGAAUUCAGCAGUCAUAAUGGCAGACAAUGGGAAGACUAAUGAGAGCGAAGCUGCAGCGGAGCAGCAAGCUAAUGGAGACCAGCAGAACGUUGUGUCCCGAGUGAGCAACCUGCCCCUAGUCAGCUCAGCUUGUGAAGCGGUGUCCAGCGCCUACAGUAACACCAAGGACAGCAUGCCUUUGCUGAAGGGGGUGAUGGAUGUUGCAGAGAGUGGGGUCCGAACCCUGGGAGCAGCUGCCAGCACCGGGACCAAGCCUCUGCUGAAUAUACUGGAGCCACAGCUUGCUGUGGUAAAUGAUUACGCCAUGAUGGGACUGGAGAAGAUGGAGGAGAAGCUGCCUAUCCUUCACCAGCCAGCAGACAAGCUGGUGUCGGACACAGUGGGCAUGGUGUAUCAGUCGGUGACGGGGGCCAAAGACGCUGUGAGGGGAGCUGUGAUGGGUGGUGUCGAGCUGACCCGGGCAGCGGUCAGCGGAGGCAUCAGCACCGUCAUGGGAACCCGGAUGGGCCAGAUGGUCAGCAGCGGGGUGGGACUGGCCCUCAGCCGGUCUGAGGACUGGGUUGACCAGAACCUACCACUCAGCGAGAAGGAGCUGGCUGCUCUGGCUGAACCUGCCACAGAUGAGCUGACUGCCCCGUCACCCAGUCCCAGCUACUUUGUCCGUUUGGGUAAACUCUCUGCCAAGGUGCAGGAGCGAGCCCUAGAGCAUUCCCUCGUCCGGGCACGGCAUGCCAGGGAUGCCGCCUAUUCUUCAGUGACACAGAUUACCAGUACUCUGGAUCUGCUGGAGAGCGCUCGAGCCACUCUGGAUACUGCCAGUAACCAGCUAGGAGGAGCCUCUGAGCAGCUGCUGCAGCGCUGGAAUGAGUGGAAAGAGAGGCAGGCUGUGGAUGGACAGUCUGACCUGGAGCUGGAUGGUGCUAAAGAUCAGACUGAGCAGCUGGAAGGGCGGGCCCUCUCUAUGGUGCGCGGCCUCAGUGAUCAACUGCGGUCGGCAUGCUCCAGUGUGGUGUCCAGCGCCCAGGGUCUGCCAGGCGCGGUCCAGGAUCAGCUGGCCAGCGCAAGGCGCUCAGCUGAAGAGCUGCACACGUCCCUGAGGAACACCAACACCCUCACCCCGCUCCUCCUUGAGCAGAGUCGUCACCACCUGACCCAAGUGAAACAGUCUGUGGACGGUGUCAUGGAUUAUCUCCUGAAUAACACUCCACUCAACUGGCUGGUCGGGCCCUUUGCCCCACAGAUCACCGAGAGAGGAGAGGGAGACCAGGCAGCGGAGGAGACCGGCCCACAGAACUAGGCUUGCUGAUGCUGCUCUAUGCAGAUUGGACUGAUGUUUGGGUGGAACACCUCAAAAUACCUGCUUGCUUUAACAAAAAGAAGUUUUAAAUUUGUGUGUGGUUAUGUUUCUUUCAUAACAGGCCUACAUCAGUAAAUGAUUAUAUACUAUGCAGAUGUUUACGACAUUGGAAUAUAAAAAAGAAAACACUAAUAAUAUACUUUUUGGCAUAUUAUUACAAUUAAAUAUACAAAAAAGUAUUCACAAAGCUGUAUAUGAGUGGCUAAAAAUAAUGAAGAAUUUCUCAGACUAAGCCAAGUUUCUAUUGCCUGUACACACCUAGACUGUUUUAGCAGCUUCAGGAAUCCCCUCACACACACACACACACACACACACACACACACACACACACACACACACACACACACACACACACACACACACACACACACACACACACAUACAUACAGAGAGAGAGACAGAUAGGCAUAAUGACAUCUCAUGAGUUCAGAAUGCAUUUCAUAUUUUACAUUUACAGUGUUAAUAUCAGUAUUUGUGUUAAUGGAGAUGACAGCUGGCCAUAACAGCUCUGAGUGCGAUGUGUCAAUAAAUUUGGAGCAUCAAGCCA
Myripristis murdjan (pinecone soldierfish) is the source of this 2217-nucleotide messenger RNA. It is a transcript of the gene plin3, whose product is annotated as perilipin 3. The record is from RefSeq and is a predicted model, not a curated record. The transcript is spliced from 8 exons. The coding region runs from base 330 to 1610 and encodes 426 amino acids. Gene Ontology annotation, cellular component: lipid droplet; cytosol. Gene Ontology annotation, biological process: lipid storage; positive regulation of triglyceride storage. Lineage: Eukaryota; Metazoa; Chordata; Actinopteri; Holocentriformes; Holocentridae.